AUUUAUGCAGCCAGUACAAUGACCUUGAAAGGUGUACAAGAUGGAAAUGCUGUUUCUUAUACUUUGACCUUCACCUUGUGUGAAGCAGACGGCAUAAAUGCAUCAGCCCCAGUUCAUCGCCUAGCAACCAAGGUACAAAUCAAGCUUAUACAAGACCAGGAAGUUGUGUCUGCUGCUCAAGAUGAUUAUCACGAUAAGGAAUGCAAGUCUCUAGAAGAAUACAGGAAAAAGAUAAUUAGUUUGAGUUGCCAGGGUAACAUUAUAUCCAAAUAUACAUCAUUUGUUGCCAUUGAUACGGAGGGUAAGAAAGUUGAAGGUACCGCAGUAAAAAAAUCUUGCCCAGUACCUUCGUUAUCAAGUGAAUUUCUCAGAGGGAUCCAAGAGAGUUUAAUGAUAGGAUGUUCUUUUCAAAGUUGUGGGCUAUAUGAUGUUGCUGAUGCGUCUGACUGUCUCGCAUCAGCUUCACCCUAUAUGGUAAGCUUUAGAAGACAAAUUUCAAAAUGCUAGUUUUAAGCUGGAAUGUCUCUUGGGAAAUUUCAAAUGAUAGUGAUGAUAUGAGUCAAGGUCAGUCAAUUUGUCUCCAUUUUCAGUUGUUUUUUAAAGAUUUGCAUGCAACAUCAAUCAAGGUUUUUACAUGAAACUAUAACAUCACUUCAGAAUCAUAAUUUGAGAUCACUAUCCAAGACUUAUAAUUCUAGCAUUGAUUUUGACUAAUUAUAGCCCUUUUCCUAUAACCUGUGGUGUUUGCUGAGGUUCAAUGUUAGGUCCCCCUCUUUUCCUUAUAUAUGUUAAUUAUAAGUCUUAUUGUCAAAAACAAGUUGCUCCUUAAGCUCACAGACGUUGACACAUUUGUUUUGCCAAUAAUAGUCAAAUUAUCAUAAAAUAAUCUCCCAUUGAUCAUCAAGAACAAAAUUACUUUAUAUAUACUUGA
Messenger RNA from Ruditapes philippinarum (Manila clam), 931 nucleotides. RefSeq lists its product as uncharacterized. NCBI's taxonomy places the organism in Eukaryota, Metazoa, Mollusca, Bivalvia, Venerida, Veneridae. The record is from RefSeq and is a predicted model, not a curated record. The coding region runs from base 19 to 507 and encodes 162 amino acids. The transcript is spliced from 3 exons.